AUGGAUCCUCAACUCAGCAUCGGAACUUUGCUGACCGCUGCUAGAAUUCUUGAGUCUAAAUUGCCGCAACUUAAUGUUCCAAUAUCUGGUACUAUGCCAUCCACGACUCUGCAGGACUUUCCGAACGGUAUGUCUUCGAAGACGUUGCCGCCUUGACCUUCUUUGACUGCUUUCAACAUCAGUGUCGUCACUCCUUGCGAACUUCUCUGAGACUCUGAAACCUGAAAAAAAUUGCGAAAAAAAUUUGAGCUAUAAUUUACUUUCAGAAAGGCUAGUAGAUAAAUAAAAGUAAUUUUUGCUUCCGAAAAAAAUUUUUUUCAUGUUGAUUGAAAAGAUUUUUGAUGGAAAACAUUCUCUUGAUACCGUAUCAAGAACUGAAUUGCAGAACAAAUGGAACUUCGGGAACUGCUCGGCAAGUUGAAAGUCGAUCGGAGAAGCUGCAACGCCUCAACGUCAUCUGAGCCGUACUGUACCACACCACCUUCUAGAAAAAACUCGAAAAACAGCCGGUUCGUUGUUUUCUUCGAAGGUGGCGACAAGCAUACUGUACUUCGCCCUCAUUCUGAGUCAUCUGCCGAACUGACUGACUGACGUCUUUUUUUGCAGAACGGCACACAACGAGCUCGAGAAGACACGUCGAGCAAACCUCCGCGGCUGCCUGGAGAAACUCAAAACCAUUGUUCCUUGCCUAGCCGACGCGUGUCGGAAUACGACGCUGGCGUUGCUCACUCGUGCCCGCGAUCACAUCAAGGUGCGGUGUUUACGACCGGUUCCGCAGUAGCAAAGUCGCCUAUUCACGUGUCACCAUGCUUUGUGCAUCUUGUGACUACGCUUACAGUUGUUCUUUUUGGAAACGACCGUGUUAUCGUAUGAUCUCUUCUCGCAAAUACUUUGACAAAUUGUGAAUCAGUCUUGAGAGAAAAGGGUUGAAGUCGAUAAGAUCUAUAGUACCCGCUUUGAAAAAGAUUACUUUCUAGAUCAGUGCUGGAAAAUUCAAAAAUUGAUUUUUUCAGGAACUGGACGAUGAAAAUGAACUUCUUCGAGGUGAAAAAGCAGCGGCCGAAGAAAAACAUGCUCAAUUGCUAGCAGAACUAGAACGACUACGGGAAGAAGAACAAUCGAGCAGCCCAGUCGUAGCAUCCCGACCUGAAAGCCAAGCUUCCAGUAUGGCUUCUGCCAGAGAAUCUCCGGUGUUCCUUGAAUAUUCUCCUUCCUCAAAGCCUUCCCAUUCCCCGAGGCCUUCCAUUUCUGAUCUCAUGGCCCAAGGCCUACUUCCGGCCUUGCCUAUCUGCUUCCCACGGCCUUCCGUUUAUCCCUACCUCGAUCUCAAUUCUUCCGGUGCGUUCUUGCCAAUCAAUCUCAGCGUCUGA
Caenorhabditis auriculariae is the source of this 1370-nucleotide messenger RNA. Lineage: Eukaryota; Metazoa; Nematoda; Chromadorea; Rhabditida; Rhabditidae. The record is from the annotation of a GenBank genome assembly.